AUGGGGCAAAUUGUAACUCACAGGGGAGGAAAUCGAGUGGCUGAUCUGGACACCCAGAGAAAUCGAGUGGCCGACCUGGAAAGCCAGUUGAGACGAGCAAGGUCAGACUGCGAAGAAGAGAGGAGAGCAAGGGAACAGUUAGGACGCAUGUUAACGUCAAUAGAGCGAGAAUUGAGAAGUCUGAGAAAUCACUGGGUAAUUGCCAGUGAUGAAAUUCAAAUCAGAAGAGACCAGCCACUCGGGGAAGGCGCGUGGGGAAUCGUCUACCGUGGAAAAUUUCAAGGAUGUGAUGUAGCUGUAAAAGAAAUACACCCAAUCAUUAUGUCUGAUCGAAUCAGGCAAUUGUUUGAAAGAGAAGUGGACAUUGCCUCAAGGUGCCGCCAUCCCUGUCUAUUGCAAUUUAUUGGUGCAACAACUGGUGAGAGACCCCUGUUAGUUACGGAGAUAAUGGAAUGCAGUCUAAGGGCGAGACUAUACAAUCAAACUGACCCACUACUAUCGGACCCUGAAAUAACUACGAUUGCUCUGGAUGUGGCUAAAGCACUAAACUAUCUGCAUCAUAAACGAGAUCCCAUCAUUCACCAUGACAUCAGUAGUGGGAAUGUUUUGUUGAGGCGACAAGGUGACCAGUGGAGAGCCAAAGUGUCAGAUUAUGGCACUGCUAAUUUUGUACGUGAGAGUAGUAUAAAUUAUGCAGGCAAUGCUGUCUAUUGUGCACCUGAGUCCGUACUUGAAGAUCCCAAUAGACCGAUCAGCUGCAAGGUUAGU
Messenger RNA from Porites evermanni, 768 nucleotides. The record is from the annotation of a GenBank genome assembly. Lineage: Eukaryota; Metazoa; Cnidaria; Anthozoa; Scleractinia; Poritidae.